UAAAUUGAUUUGUAUUAAGUGAUCAUUAUAAAUGUCGUAUAGUUUUUGUAUGCUUCUGGCGUAUUAUACACGUAAAUAGCCACCCUUCACCUUCACAAUAGGCCAGCCAUAACGCUUUGAUUUGUGAUUGGUUGUUGAUUGCAGCUAAAACAAAACAUUUCGACCAGUCAUAAUAUCUUAUAGUGCAUGUGAUAGCACUAAAAAACAGGAUUCAGCGUAGUGCGCUUGAACGUUUUAAUUGGCUUGUGGCGAUAACAUAUAAAUCCGCGUUCGUUUCACCGGCCGUGGACUUGUGACACGUGAGCUAUAGCGGCCAUGUACGCCACCAAUAAUGGCAACACGAAUAAGGCGCCAAAUAGCAACGCCACAAUUUUUGAUAAUACCAUCACCGUAACGCCUAUAAAAAUCGACCUGAGUGGGAACAUUUCACAAGCAUACAGUCCAACAGUUACCACAAAGUCAGGAGCAGCUACCCAACGACGCACACAAAACACUGUAGUCACCACACAGUCGGGCAACUUGACCGUAAUGCAAACAACGUUAGCAACAAAUGCGAAUACGAUGCAAAAUUGUGGCGUUAGCGUAUCCAGUGUUAAUGCCAGCACGCCAAAAGAGAAGGCAGCAAAAGUAACAAGGGUGCCUGUGGUACGAAAACCGCCACCGACCAUAGAAAACUUCUGGCCGAACAUCUUGAGUGAGGUGAACAGCAUAGGCCAGGUGGAUGCUAAACAUCAAGUUCUGCCUCUGGCACGGAUAAAGAAAAUUAUGAAGCUGGACGAGAAUGCCAAAAUGAUAGCAGGCGAAGCGCCGUUGCUUUUCGCCAAAGCCUGCGAGUACUUCAUCCAGGAAUUAACCAUGCGCGCCUGGGUACACACCGAGGACAGUCGACGCCGCACACUGCAACGCUCCGACAUUGCACAGGCCAUCGCCAACUACGACCAAUUUGAUUUUCUCAUCGAUAUUGUACCGCGGGAAGAGAUCAAGCCGUCGUCGACGACGAAAAAAGAGAGCAGCAGUACCUCCACCACUACGGCUCCCACCGCUACAAACACAAAUAGCGCAAAUACAACGGGCGCUGUAGUACCUGGCGUGGCUAACACAGGUCUGAAACUCGAUACGAGUGCUGAAGUAGUUGGCUUCAGUGCCGUUAACCCCGAACUAUUUGCCGCUGCCACAUCCACCCAACACCUGCAACAAUUGCACAACACAGCGCAACAGCAUCAGCCACAGCAUGUUCAGAUCAUUCAACAGGGUGCUGCCACCCAUGCGGGCACACAGCAGCUUCAAUAUUUCAUUGCUCUGCCCGGUCAGCAGCCUAAUCAGCUGGUACAACAAAUUCAACAGCAGCAGCCCACACAGAACCAUUUGCAGAACAGUCUCGGCCUCAAUAUCGUUGCCCAACAGCCCACGCAACAACUAAUACUGACUGCCGGGCCCAAUGGCCAGUUAACCGCUACACCGGCGCCGACCACAGCGGCACAACAGCAGACGGCCCUACUACAUAAUCUGGCGCAGCAACAGCAGCAGCAGCAGCAACAACAACAGCAGCAAAUACAGUUGCUGCAACAAGUUGUGACACCAACGGGGGAACUGACCAAUGUACCAAUCUCCAUCAAUGCCAAUCAGUUGAACUUGCUUCGCAUGCAAAUGCAACAGCAACAACAGGCACAGGCUGCGGCGGCGGUGGCUGCACAACAACAACAACACAAUCAACAACAAGUCAUAAUACCCACGCAGUUGCUGACCGCACAACAAAUUUUACAAUUAGGUGGCGCAGCGGCUGGCACGGCCGCCAAUGCAGCGGCUGCAGCGCAGCAGCAACAGCAACAACAUCAGCAGCAACAAAUAAAUGCCAGCAAUAGCAACAAUAACGCGACGCCAAUUUAUAUAAACUCUGCAGUGUCUAGCACACAAACAUCUACCCAAACCCAGCCUAUCUCAACAAUAUCAACGGAUCGCACUGGGCCAUUUCGGUAAAAAUGUAAAAUAAGAUAACAACAAAGAGAACAUCCAACCCCACCCUCCCAAAAGAAAAGAAAAAGGAAAAACAAAUCCAUUAAAACGUAAGCGCUAUUAUACAUAUAAAUUCAAGUCGUUUUUAAGCACUUAUGUAUAUGUAUAUCUCAAAGCAUUGAUUGCACAUGCAUAUUGAAGUAAGAUCAAGCCCAUAUUGUACUAUAUUAUUCAACGGAGAUUAAUUAGAUAAGAUUUUAAGGGUAUAGUUAGUAAGAGUGUAUAGAAAUACAUUUGUGUACGAUAGUCUAGCCUAGUGAAACCUGUUGUCGCACUUGAUAUUUUACAUGCGCGCUGUUCCCAUCAAUAUGACUACAUACAUUCAUACAUAAAACUUAUGUAUGGAUUGUAUAUGUAGACAAUGUGAGAUGGGCGUUACAAACACCAAAGCAUAUCAAAUUCAACACCAUUCACCAAACGUAGGCAUGCUGACAAUAUUAGGAGAAUUAUGAGCCUCAAUAUUCUUACAUACAUACAGAUGUGUAUCGUAGAUCUUGCAUACAAAAGUAAAACAUAUUAAUAUUAUCCAGAAAAUCAGAUUUAGUUGCAAUUUAGAACGGAAAAAAAAAAACAAAAUACCUUGUCGAUUUUAUUAAAUUUAAAUGUGUUGAACCGCUGUACGAAGGAUUAUUAUCGAGACUGACCAUGUCGGAUCACUAUAUUAUAGUAAAUUAUAAUGUAUGACAGCAUAUGAUAUGAUUUGAAAAUUGAAAUGAUAGUGCGGUUUAAAAUUCGCGACCCGUGAAUAUGGAGAAAAAGCUUCUGUUCUAAAUCACUGUAAACAGUAGAUAGCUUCGGGGAAAGGUACAAGUAUAUCAGAAUUGUUGAAAGUGAAAAAUGUAACAUGCUGAAGGAGACGUGGCAGACCCCACAUAUAUAUUUUAGCCCAGUAUGACAAGACGAGUCGAUUUAGCCCUGUCUGCCUAUCCGUAUGGACACCUGGAUCUCAGAGACUAUAAGAGCUAGUGACACAACAUUUUACACAUAGAUGCCUUCUUUAUCUCGCCUGUUCUUCCACUAUUCUUUUCAUUUUUUAUUCAAAUUCAGCAAAUACUUCCGGUUAGUGGUUAUGUCAUGUUUCAUCAUGCCAGCAGCUGUUGUUGUUGCUGCUGCUUUGGCUCAACUCUGUACUGCACACACAGCCACGCAUAGACACAAUGCCGAUGCAAAUGUACAGUCAUACAGCCUUUACGUGGCCUCAAAUCCCGAGUGAGGCAUAAAUGAUCUUUAUUUUAAUGCAAUUUUGUUUUUUUUUUUUUUAUUUAUAUUCCAACUUAGUUCAUUUUUUUUUUAAAUUUAUAUAACUAUUGUAGUAGAGUAUUUCAAAGUCUUUAGCUUUUACUCAAUGCAUUUCGUUGACUUUCAUUCAAAGUGUUAAAAAUUGCAAAAACGCGGUAAAAAGCAUGGAAAUUUCUGAAAACUUAAAACAAAUUAAUGUGAGUAACGAGAAAUUUGGGGCCGAAUUAAUUGUACGAUAAUAUUAUGGAAUGUUUACUUUUUAUACGAGAUCUACGAUAUACUCCUCAGUCCUGGAAAGAUGCACGUGCAGGUUUCACUUUCUAUUUUAAUAAUAGAGCUCUUAUUUAAAUGUCAAAUUAGUCAGAUCUCUUCCGAGCCUCAAUCUCAUUUAGAUGUAGUUGAGACGAUAUUCAAAAGUUAAGAGAGAUUGAGAACCGGAACAGACUUGAAUAGUUUUUAUUUUAUGAAAAGAAAAACUCCUAACCAAAAAGAGUCGUGUGUAUGUAAGUAACAUAUUUUAUGCCAUGCACCUUAUUUAACGUAUUCGUUUAUUUACAAUGUUGAAUAACAUUUUUUAAAUUAAAAAGGAAAACAGUGCAUUGUAAUUG
Scaptodrosophila lebanonensis is the source of this 3860-nucleotide messenger RNA. It is a transcript of the gene Nf-YC, whose product is annotated as nuclear transcription factor Y subunit gamma. Gene Ontology annotation, biological process: regulation of DNA-templated transcription. The transcript has 3 exons. The record is from RefSeq and is a predicted model, not a curated record. Gene Ontology annotation, cellular component: nucleus; CCAAT-binding factor complex. The coding region runs from base 316 to 1977 and encodes 553 amino acids. NCBI's taxonomy places the organism in Eukaryota, Metazoa, Arthropoda, Insecta, Diptera, Drosophilidae. Gene Ontology annotation, molecular function: DNA-binding transcription activator activity, RNA polymerase II-specific; protein heterodimerization activity.